Molecule: messenger RNA, 3202 nt
Organism: Gadus morhua (Atlantic cod)
Lineage: Eukaryota; Metazoa; Chordata; Actinopteri; Gadiformes; Gadidae
Gene: lima1a
Product: LIM domain and actin binding 1a
Exons: 11
Coding region: 353-2674 (773 amino acids)
Source: RefSeq, a predicted model, not a curated record
CUUACCUUGCAUACCUUCAGGUUGCGUCUUGUCACACGGAAACAACGUGCUGAUUGGAUGGAUAUGGGCUCUUACCUGCCAGGUAGAGCCAAUGCUGCAUCACUAUUGGAUGAGUGGGAGUGAUUAAACUCCUCCCACUUCCCUAUCUACUCAAAAGCAUACUAUUGCAGGCAGCACAUUGCUAGUGGAGAAGGAUGUGGGAAGCUGUGUGCUAAACUGUGGAAUAACAACGCACUGUGAGGAGGACAAGGACCGGAGACAUUGGACCUUUCAGUUUGCAAAGUCACAAGUUUCUGCGUGUGCUGCUACUCGGGAGUAAAGAAGGGAACGGUAUCGCAGACACCAAGGCGAGAUGGCCUCCGUCGCUUCCUUCACCCGCAGCCAGUGGUCCUCCCAGUCGCUGAGGGUCACUGCCAAAGAGCUGUCAAUCGUCUCCUCCAGGGGCAAGAACAACGCCAUCGCAGAACGCUUCUCCAAAUACCAGAUGGCUGCAGAGGAGAGCAAUGCAGAGAAGAAGAAAAUGGUGGUGGAAGCCUUGCCUCAGACACUGUGCAACGGGAAUCUGAAUGUCCUGAAGAAACGCUGGGAGCAACCGCAGCAGGCUAGACCCUCCAGCUCCAACAGCACCACCAGGACCACGAGGUCCUCCAGCGCCACCAGGCCCUCCAGCGCCACCAGGCCCACCAGCGCCACCAGGCCCACCAGCGCCACCAGGCUCACGAGGUCCUCCAGCGCCACCAGGCCCACCAGCGCCACCAGGCCCUCCAGCGCCACCAGGCCCACCACCACCACCACCACCAGACCCCCCAGACCCCCCAGCUCCACCAGCACCAACGGCACCACCAGACCGCCCGCCAAGCCGACAUCUCUUCAGCAGCGCGCCGCCCCUACGCCGAGACCUCUAGCCCCCGCCGCCCCGCUGCUCAACACCCAGGAGGACACCCCGAACACCUCCUCCCCGCCCCCGCCCCGGGAGCCGCAGCGGGAGCCCCAGGCCGCGCCCCGGGCCGGAGAGGCGGCGGACAUGGAGCGGCCGGAGGGGGGCGCCGUGGAGGUCCCCGAGGAGGAGAAGGCCAACGUGCCGCUCAGCAGCCUCAAGAUGAUGUUCGAGAACGGGGGAGCUGGCCAGGUAUCUAGUGAGCAGGAAGAGACGGGAGGAAAUACUGCAGAAAUGGACCAUCUAUCAGGAGGGCCGGACGGGGCCGAGUCCACCCCUCUGAAGGACAGGAUGGCUCUCUACCAGGCUGCCGUCUCCAAGCAGGAAGCCCUGCCCACCUCCGUCAGUAGUGACCAGCUGGAUAGCUACAGUGGAAAGCAGAAGGAGAAUGUUCCCCCCCACAGUCCAGACAAGCAGGGUCCGGACUCUGAGCCCAACAGCAGGAAGCCCUCCAACUCCUCGGACACCAACGGCGGCGGCAGCAGCAGCAGCACCCCGGGGUCCUCUCAGCCGAAGAGGCAAAACUUCCGCCCCCCGGCGAGGGAGACGUGCGUCUCCUGUUCCAAGACGGUCUAUCCCCUGGAGCGCCUGGUGGCCAACCAGCAGGUGUUCCACAACACCUGCUUCCGCUGCACGCACUGCAACACCAAGCUCAGCCUGGUGAACUACGCCUCUCUGCACAACAACGUCUACUGCAAGCCGCACUUCUGCCAGCUGUUCAAGGCCAAGGGCAACUACGACGAGGGCUUCGGCCACCGGCCGCACAAGGAGCUGUGGGGCGCCAAAGGGGAGGCCGGGGAGGGCUCAACGCAGGCCAGGACCGAGACCAGACCCAAGCCCCAGACCCCGGCUCCGGAGCUGGACAGUCCCAGCGUGGAGGACUCCCCUCUGGCCGCAGUCAACGUCCUCAUGGCCACCAUGGAGACCAUGGCCCAGGGCUCGGCGGAGAGACCCCCGCGGCCCGCAGAGACCCGCCGCCUCAAGAUCUCCUGGCCCCCGCGGGCCGAGGCAGAAGGGGAGGCUGCAGGCGGGGGGCCCGCUCUCACAGCCGUGACCCCUGCCCUUAACGGGGCCUCCGCCACCGCCAAGCAAGUCCGAGCCAAGUGGCCCCCGGAGGAGGAGCUGUCCUCCCUGUGCGCCCCCGGGGGGGAGAGCCUCGAGGCCAGCGAGCUGUCCGGCAUGCACAGGAGCUCCUCCCUGAAGGAGCGCCGCCGGCCCUUCACGCUGGCCGCUCGGAGCGCUGCCCCCGACGGCCCCCCGGAGGGCCCCGCGGCCCACCCGCAGCCACGGGAUCCGGGGCACCAGGGCGACGGCCUGGCGCCCUCCACCAGCAUGGAGCUACAGCAGCCGCAGGCCGGCGGCCAGUCAGACGACCCGACGGCCACGCGGGACAGCUGGGUGGAUGACGAGGAAGAGGAGGAGCUGCGAGGGGCUGAGGAGGAGGAGGAGGACGAGGAAGAAGAGGGGGAGCAGAUGGAGGAAGAGCAGAUGGAAGAAGAGGACAUCCUUUUGGAUGAAGAGGAAGAGGUGCCAUCACUCCAGGGGAGUCCCAUGGAGCCCGCCGGGCUGUCGUCCGCCGACAGCGAGCAGGGGGCCGUCGGCGACCCGGCCCCCCAGGACGCGGGCCCCUGGGACCGCGAAGAGGAGACGCCACCAGAGAAGGAGGCACUUUCUGUGGAGGAGAUAAUCAAACGGAACCGUCACUAUGACGACGAGGAGGAAGAGGAGGAUGUAUGAAUGCGAAGCUCUUCAGCAGUGCUCUCAGGUCCUCCUCUCCUUCAUCUCAUUGGACCACGUUCUGCUGCUUCACUCCAGACACUUGGUGCCUCUCUCACCGGUGUUUCUACCUUCUGACCUUCUUGAACCUUGCAAGACAUUCCUAAAAUAUUAGCAUUUCUCACUGUCGGUGACGGUUUAAGAAAAGUGUUUGUCUGAUGCAAGUUGAUUUUUAAAUGUAAAGAAGUACAUCUCAUCCUUCAAGUACUUAUUUUUAGAUUUCAAGGUAGGCUGAUGUGAGUGCUCUUGUGCUACGCUAUGCACUUGUUAUUACACAGAACACACCUGGGCCUCUGUAGCAUGAGACGGGGAAUACUAGGGUUAGAAACAAUAGAUGGCUCAAAGGAUGUUCUUCUGCCCCCUGCCUUUCUCUCACUUUCCUACUUUUUUAUGAUGUGUAAUGCAAGCAAAUACUGCUACCAUCAUUGUUUUAUGUGGACCAAAAUAUGUACUGUUCAUACAAAUAAAGAAUUGUUAUACUCAAAAGGA